AUGACUUCUAACUAUCCAGAACCGCUCGUUAUCCAACCACGAGAUUCCCACCAAUGUACUAUAAUCCUCCUUCAUGGUCGGGGAUCCAAUGCUGCUAAAUUUGGCCCUAUUCUCCUAUCCUCUUCGAUCUCCCACCUCGACCAGACCAGCACAGGUGCCGAACACACCCUUGUAUCCGCCUUCCCUCAUGCCAAAUUUGUCUUUCCAACCGCAUCUAGGCGUCGUGCCACUGCCUACAACCGGAGUAUUAUCAAUCAGUGGUUUGAUAACUGGCCACUGAGCACAGAUACCCCUCCAGCAACCACUCCACAGGAGAAGCAACGUCGUGAAUAUCUCCCGGCAGAUGGUUUAAGAGAGACGAGCCUAUAUCUUCACAAGUUAUUGAGAGAGGAGAUUUCCUUGCUUGGAGGUGAUGCAAAACGCGUUAUUCUUGGGGGCCUCAGUCAAGGCUGUGCUGCUUCUCUCGUGGCAUUGCUUCUAUGGGAUGGGGACCCAUUAGGUGCUGCGAUUGGGAUGUGUGGCUGGUUGCCAUUCCGGCACCAGAUGGAGGAUUUUGCACAUGGAGUGCAUGCAUCAGAGCCUGAUGAAGAUAAUCCCUUUAUCGAGCAAGCGGAAGAUGAAGAUGACAUACCACCCCCUGUACAAGCCAUGAUCUCAUUGGCGGAGGUGCUUGAGAGGAGCUUGCCAGAGAAGCCGCCUCGUAAGCUGCCGUUUCAACAUAUUCCUUUAUUCCUUGCUCACGGAACUGAGGAUGAAAAAGUACCCGUUGGCUAUGGGAGGGAGGCAAGGAGAUGUCUCAGCGAGAUGGGAGUGGACGUUACUUGGGAGGAAUACGCUGGCCUGGGGCAUUGGUACUCAGGAGAUAUGCUUGGAGAUUUAGUUGCCUUCCUGAAAAAGUAUGAGCCAGACUUUGAAUGA
Trichophyton rubrum CBS 118892 is the source of this 918-nucleotide messenger RNA. RefSeq lists its product as uncharacterized. The record is from RefSeq and is a predicted model, not a curated record. Gene Ontology annotation, biological process: protein depalmitoylation. The transcript has a single exon. Gene Ontology annotation, molecular function: carboxylic ester hydrolase activity; palmitoyl-(protein) hydrolase activity. Lineage: Eukaryota; Fungi; Ascomycota; Eurotiomycetes; Onygenales; Arthrodermataceae. Gene Ontology annotation, cellular component: cytoplasm. The coding region runs from base 1 to 918 and encodes 305 amino acids.